GAAGAAGAUAAGGUAUCAUUUAUUCAUUAUUAUUUCAAAAUAUUUUAAAUAAUUUUAAGAAUUCCAACAUGGGCUGUCAUAGCACAAAACUUAAAAAGCAUCCAACCUUUUCUUCAAACAACCAUGAAUUCGAUAAUGAAUUUACUAUCAGUUGGAGCAAGAAAAAAUUAACGAAAUCCAAAACUAAUAUAGAAAUCAAAUAAGAUAAACAGAAUUAUCGUAUUGAUAAAAAUCCAAUACUCUAAAGAAGAUAACAAAGAUAAACUUUAUCUGUUGUAUGAUUAUAUUGUUUAUUUUAUUCUUUUUUUUAAUCCCUC
Molecule: messenger RNA, 317 nt
Organism: Paramecium sonneborni
Lineage: Eukaryota; Ciliophora; Oligohymenophorea; Peniculida; Parameciidae
Source: the annotation of a GenBank genome assembly